CACCCGGAUGUGACGUUAAUCAAGACAACAAUGGGUUAUUUCUAUUGGUAGUUUGUGGAAAGUGACGACCUUCCCUUUACUGAGAGCCAAUGAAUCGCAGGAGAAGCCGUCGCAUAUCUCACUCACAGAGGAGGGGUGCACCAUCAGAAGGACAAUGGAGACAAAGGGAUAAAGAGCAGUGGCAAGGUGAAGGGAAAGCACAAGUUAGACAGGCGGACGAGGAGGAGCAGAAACCCAGACAGCAUGAAGAGGACACGGUGCCAAAAGGGACCUGCCAAACGAUGUGCCCCGCUCAGGAGUUACGGGAUCGUGAGGCUCAGAACCGACUUCACCAUUUUGAAAUGUUACCAGGCACAGAGAAAGAUCGGCGGCCAAAAGGAGACCCAUCGCGUGCCGUUAAGGAGUAUUCCAGACCAGCAGCUGGGAAGGACUCAACUAAACCCAGUGACCUCAGACCACCUCCUGUGCUGCUGAAAACUGUUAACUACCUUAUUAAUGACAUUGCAGCCGCCCCGAGCCUGUAUCCAUGGACUGAGGUUUAUACCUUUGUCUUUGACCGUCUUCGUGCUGUGAAGCAGGACAUGAUCAUCCAGAGGAUGUCAGGAUUGGACUGCGUGGUCAUUUUAGAGCGAACCGUUCGUUUCCUCAUCUAUGCCUCUUAUCGUCUUUGUGGGGAGCCGCUGCGGCUCUACGACCCACGUAUCAAUGAUAUACACCUGCAGGAAUACCUCAGCUGGUUGCUGGAUUGCUACAUGACCAAAACAGGACCUCAUCCCAACCAAGAAGAGUUCCAGUCGCUCAGUUUGCUGUACAACUUGGGUUCAGCUCGCGCUAUGCAGCACACCAUGCAACUCCCAUUGCGACUGCGCAGCACUCCAAACAUCAAACUUGCUCUUUUCAUCAACCAAGCUUUCCUUGAGAGAAACCCUGUCCGUUUGCUUCGGUUGGCUCAAAAGCUAAACUUCCUACAGACCUGCGCGCUGCACAGUCACCUGAUGACAUGUCGUCAAGAUCUGCUGCUCAUAUACAGCCACGGAUACAGCAGCCGCAACUGUCGCUUUCCUCUUGACAGACUGGCUAAGCUCUUGUUCUUAGACGCAUCACUUACAGCUCAACUGUGCCGGUCAUGUGGAGUUGAGGUUAACAAGGACAAUCAAGUAGUAUUCUCCAAAGCUGCUUUCACGGAGCCGGGACAAGGAACACUGCACUGUAAACUGUAUCACAGCAUAGCAUCUGAGAAACAGAGAGAUCUCACUGUUAAGAAUAUUGUUCAGAGCUGUGUUGAGACAAAUAAGAAGUAAACAAGCCAUACAAAUACCGCUCGGUAUUCUUAUAAAUUAGGAAAUUGACUGUUUGUUUGUUUUUUAAGAAAUCUGGACUGUCACUGAGCUGAUGGCCACGAGUUACAUUAAGAUGUGAAUUACUUUUAUAUUACUACCAAUAUUUUGUGUUGAUGUUUCCCUUGAGUAUUUUUUUACAAGAACUGUACAGAAAUUCAAAGGUGUAACUGUUUACUCAUUCUUAUAAAUUCAAAUUUUGGAAUCAUUUCAAUAAAUUUGGUUACAGUCGAAAUACAAUGGUGGUCAGAAGUUUACAUACAUCAUGGAUUUGAUUGUCGUGGUAAUUUUGAGCUUUUAAUGAUUUCUUUCUUUAAUGGCUGGAAUGACUGUAAAGUGUACAUCUUUAAAGGCUUUUUCUUUAAAAACAAAAUGAAUUUAUUUAGGAUUUUCUGUAAUCCACACAGGCUCGUGCACUCACUUCAUUUGUUAGUAAGUGGUGCUGAAGGUUCUACAGUGUCUUCUACCUUGACAAGACUUAUUAACUUAUGGUGAUCAUCAUCAACUGAAACUGGUAGUUUCUUUGCCAGUUUAAAAAACAAAAGGAUUUGUCAGCACUCGUUGGACUGACCAGUAGUCGGCACAAUGUUAAAAGUCCAAGGAACUUGGUGUAGAUCUAAGAAGGAGAAUUGUAGAUCUGGGAUAGUAUCUUGGGGUCAUUUCUAAACAACUACAUUCUAAGAUCACCAGUUCAAGCAAUUGUACGCAAGUACUAGUUAUUCAGUUAUUCACUGUCACCCAGAUGUUCACCCUCAGAUGAGAGGAACUUGAUUACGACGUUCAGGAACCACAAAAGCUCAAGCCUGCCAUGAACUGAAAACUGCUGGUUAUCCAGCAUCACUGUAUACAGUGAAGUGGGCUUUACAUCAACAUGGACUGAGAGUGUGUGACCAAAAGGCCCUGCUCCGAAAUUGACACCUUCCAGUCCAACUGAAAUUUGCAGCUGCCAACAUGGACGAGCCUGUUUUGGUGCCAGUGGUAGUGGUGCAUUGCACAGUGGACGGAAUAAUGAAGAAGCGUGACUACCUCCAAAUUCUUCAACCUUACCACAAAAAUCAACAGUUAAACGGUUGAAGCGUGAACACAGCUGGGUGAUCCAACAGGACAAUGAUCCCGAACACAUCAAAACUUAUUUGAAAAUGAAUAAAGAAGGCUAACGUUAAGCUUCUGGAAGCUAGGAUACGCUUAAACGCCUUACCAGGAAACCAAUUUAAAUGAACUUUACUAAAAACAUGUAUACUGUACAAUCAUUCCA
Pundamilia nyererei is the source of this 2592-nucleotide messenger RNA. It is a transcript of the gene sac3d1, whose product is annotated as SAC3 domain containing 1. Gene Ontology annotation, biological process: spindle assembly; centrosome duplication. The transcript has 4 exons. The record is from RefSeq and is a predicted model, not a curated record. Lineage: Eukaryota; Metazoa; Chordata; Actinopteri; Cichliformes; Cichlidae. Bases 90 to 1301 code for a protein of 403 amino acids. Gene Ontology annotation, cellular component: centrosome; spindle; nucleus.